Pyricularia grisea is the source of this 821-nucleotide messenger RNA. RefSeq lists its product as uncharacterized. Gene Ontology annotation, biological process: regulation of actin filament polymerization; Arp2/3 complex-mediated actin nucleation. The record is from RefSeq and is a predicted model, not a curated record. Gene Ontology annotation, cellular component: Arp2/3 protein complex; cytoskeleton. Lineage: Eukaryota; Fungi; Ascomycota; Sordariomycetes; Magnaporthales; Pyriculariaceae. Gene Ontology annotation, molecular function: actin filament binding. The coding region runs from base 74 to 652 and encodes 192 amino acids. The transcript has 3 exons.
CCGUGAUAUAGCUUCCGGAGCAGCAGCAACUUGGUAAUUGUCGGACGGGAUCCAAAGCUCAUCCAAGCUCACGAUGCCCGCCUACAACUCCGUCUUCAACGGCGACCCCUCGCCGCGCCUGGUCGGCAACUUCCCGCUGCUGCCGCUGCGUACCAAGACUCGCGGCCCGGCCUACACGCUCCCCUACCCGAACCCUCCCGUACCGCUCAACGACGCGCCCGAGCCCGACAGCGAGAGCUACGACAUCCUGGACGAGGUGCUGCUGCUCUUUCGCGCAAACACCUUCUUCCGCAACUUUGAGAUUCAGGGCCCUGCAGACAGGGUCUUGAUAUAUGGCAUCUUGUUUGUGAGCGAGUGCUUGACAAAGAUCAAGCCGACCGCCGGCGUGCGCGACGCGACCAAAGAUGUUCAGAACCUAGCGCUCGACAACAACUUUGCCAUCCCUGGCGACCCAGGAUUUCCGCUGAACCAGAUGUACGAAGCACCCCGCGACAGACAAGACGCUGAGUUGCUACGUCAAUACAUGGCGCAAUGCAGGCAGGAGUUGGCAAUUAGAUUAUUGGCACGAGUGUACGAGGAAGGUGGUGACGGAAAGCCGAGCAAGUGGUGGUUGAGCUUUACGAAGCGCAAGUUCAUGGGGAAAUCACUCUGAAUUGGGACUGGAGCCUCAAGCAAUGCGGUGUGCCUGUGAUCGCUGAGCGAUUCCUCCUAAUGAACAUUGACCGAAGACAAAAGUAUCCAGGAUUGGGAAUGAUGGUCUGAGCGCUGUAAAUAUUGCAAACAAUCAGCAUAAACGGAAUGCAUAAUUCCAGGUUGGCCCA